AUGGGCCCCUGUACCGCCUCCUCAUGCUGCUGCCAGGCCCGUAAUCUGCCAUGGGCCCCCGUACCGCCUCCUCAUGCUGCUGCCAGGCCCGUAAUCUGCCAUGGGCCCCUGUACCGCCUCCUCAUGCUGCUGCCAGGUCCAGAGUGUGUCAUGGGUCCCUGUACGGCCUCCCAUUGCUGCUGUCUCCAUCGCCACACUCUGCCAUGUGCCACUUUCAGGUCUCCUCACACUGCUGGUGGGUUCCAUUUUGUCAUAGGGUGCUGUAUGGCCUCCCAUUGCUGCUGCCUCCACCGCCACACUGUGGCUCCACACUCUGGUUUUGGCCCCGUGACUGCCCAAAUGAGUGAAGUGUGCGGUGAUUCUAAGAUCGACGGCACUCAUCUGCAUGUCAUACUGACUGACAGUAUUAUUUCUCUUCCCCAGCAGACUCCAAGGGCAUUUAAAUUAAAGGUACAGUGUUCUGCACUAAUAUAA
Messenger RNA from Staurois parvus, 474 nucleotides. The record is from the annotation of a GenBank genome assembly. Lineage: Eukaryota; Metazoa; Chordata; Amphibia; Anura; Ranidae.